GCGAGAUUUCUUCGGAAACAGCCGCGUUUGCGUGGUGUGAGCUACUCGGCGGCUAGGUUUUUGUCAUAUUUCUUGUAAAAUCUCUCCAGAUAAUAUUCCUAACGUGAAGUGUGCACCGAAGCUAUCGUCACCAUGAGCAUACUCGCUAAAAUAGCAGAAAUAGAAAAUGAGAUGACCAGGACGCAAAAGAACAAGGCCACAGCUCACCACUUGGGUCUGCUCAAAGCACGUUUAGCCAAACUGAGGAGGGAACUCAUCACACCGAAAGGCGGCAGUGGGGGUGGAACAGGCGAAGGUUUUGAUGUUGCAAAAACCGGUGACGCCCGAGUUGGUUUUGUUGGUUUUCCUUCAGUUGGAAAGUCUACCCUGCUCAGUAACCUUGCAGGUGUGUACUCUGAGGUUGCAGCCUAUGAGUUCACAACACUUACAACUGUGCCUGGAGUUAUUCGGUAUAAAGGUGCCAAAAUUCAGCUCUUGGAUCUCCCAGGAAUCAUUGAGGGAGCCAAGGACGGCAAGGGGAGAGGCCGACAGGUCAUCGCAGUGGCUCGAACCUGCAAUCUAAUCCUGAUAGUGCUCGACGUGUUAAAGCCUCUUCUUCAUAAGAAGCUCAUUGAACACGAGCUUGAGGGCUUUGGCAUCCGACUUAACAAACAACCACCCAACAUCGGGUUUAAGAAAAAGGACAAAGGAGGCAUCAACUUUACUGCCACGUGUGCACAAAGUGAGCUGGAUGCUGAGACCGUUAAAAGCAUCCUGUCGGAGUACAAGAUCCACAACGCCGACAUCACUCUGCGCAGUGAUGUCACAGCUGAUGACCUUAUUGAUGUGGUGGAGGGAAACCGGGUCUACAUCCCGUGCAUUUUUGUGCUCAAUAAAAUAGACCAGAUCUCUAUCGAGGAGCUUGAUGUCAUCUACAAAGUGCCCCACUGCGUGCCCAUCUCAGCCCACCACCGCUGGAACUUUGAUGACCUGCUGGAGAAGAUGUGGGACUACUUGCAGCUUGUGCGCAUCUACACAAAACCCAAAGGCCAGCUACCUGACUACACUUCUCCUGUUGUACUCCCUAACGGACGGACUUCAGUGGAGGAUUUCUGCCUAAAGAUUCAUAAAAACCUCAUCAAAGAAUUAAAGUAUGCACUCGUGUGGGGCUCGUCUGUGAAGCACAACCCUCAAAAGGUGGGCAAAGACCAUGUUAUGGAGGACGAAGACGUUAUUCAGCUGGUGAAAAAAUAAAGAAGUUUUAAGUGCCUGUGUCACAAAGUUGCUCAGUAAAUCACCAAACAUGUCAAAAAAUACAUCUGUGUCUUUCACAUCUGGUUUCCAGUUUGCUUUAUUUAAGAAAAGUGACACCGAUAUCACAUUUAAGAGAUGGGGGGACAGUACUUAACACCAUUAAUAGUUCAUAUUGAAUGUUUGUUAAGGCUUGCAUUAUCAACAAAACUACAAUAAAAACUUUUAAGUGAA
Molecule: messenger RNA, 1464 nt
Organism: Nematolebias whitei (Rio pearlfish)
Lineage: Eukaryota; Metazoa; Chordata; Actinopteri; Cyprinodontiformes; Rivulidae
Gene: drg1
Product: developmentally regulated GTP binding protein 1
Exons: 9
Coding region: 133-1233 (366 amino acids)
Biological process (GO): cytoplasmic translation
Cellular component (GO): cytoplasm
Molecular function (GO): GTPase activity; GTP binding
Source: RefSeq, a predicted model, not a curated record